Cylindrotheca closterium is the source of this 888-nucleotide messenger RNA. The record is from the annotation of a GenBank genome assembly. NCBI's taxonomy places the organism in Eukaryota, Bacillariophyta, Bacillariophyceae, Bacillariales, Bacillariaceae.
AUGAUGACGAGACGUCAUCGCAACAUCUCUUCCUUAUUAGCGAUAAUAUUAUCGCUGCUGGCUGCCAGUGUAAAUAGUUUUGGCCCUAAAACCUUGCUUUUGACUACACACAAUAGAAUAUCUGCCCUGGAUGCUGAGGCAACAGCAUCCGAUACCGCGAAAGAAGCAUCCAUGCUCAUUGACAAACUACGACAAAUAGCAGGUCGGACCAAUCGUGGAUUUCAGGCGACCUCUAUGGAUAGAAGGCAAGCGAGAGAUCUUGCAUUUUCCCUAGAGAAGCUCAAUCCAACAGCUGCUCCAGCAGCAGCAUACUAUGAAAGUAGUAUCACCGAAUCUGCAGCAGAUGCAGCAGAAGGACCAACCGUUUCUGGAAAAUGGAACCUGAUCUUUACAGACGCACCCGAUAUCACGAGUCUCGAUACUAGUCGAAACCCCUUCAGCACGGCAACGCUUGGGAGAAUUGGACAGGAGUGCAAUCCACCAUAUGUAAAGAAUGUGAUUGAAUGGAAACGGCCAAGUUGGGCUGGCAACUUGCCUUUUUCGGGGUCCGAAGAUUCCAGAGUUUUGCAAAAGGUUGUCACACUAGCGUCUGCAUCACCUGAGAAACCAGAUGUUGUCGACCUGAAAAUUGCUGGUCUCGAAUUGGAAAAUCCGAAUCAGGAUGAUCAACUGUCCACCAAUGGUGGUGGCAUUGCAAGUCGCGUUGAACGAGAUGGGCUGGUCGCAGGACUAUUGUCUUCGAAUCCAAUCGACCUGAAGGGACCAUUGAACCCACCUUUUGGCCAAUUUCGAAUUCUUUAUUUGGAUGAAGAUUUGCGAAUCACUUUGACAAGCCAAAACUACAUUGCAGUCAACUCUAGGUGUAAAGAGGGUGGAGAAUGGUUCUAA